AUGCUGGUGGCGAGCCUCUACUUUCAUGUUGAUGGAAAGGACUUCAAAAACUUGACAGGAGAAUUACAUCUAGUCAGUGGUAUGCAGGACAUAACUGCAGGUGGAGAAACUCUGACCUAUGUCAACCUUCAGCCUGGCAAAAGCAAGAAAGGCACUUAAAUUUUCAGAUACAGCCACAGAACCUCUCAUACAAAGGGAGAAAACAUCCGUUCUGCAGAUGGCUCCAACACACGCUACGUGCUCUACCAGCACCAGGAGCUGUCCUACUUAAUCUCCGUUGAGUUUGUGAAAUUUCAUUGGUAUAAGGUCAAUAUCUACCUUUAUAUCAAUCAGAAGAGGUCUGUGGUAGACAGAGAUAUGGAAGUGCACAUUUUCAGCAGCAGGCCUUCCUUUCUGCACAACUUGAUUUAUUUAGUGUGGUUUAUUCCUGUACAGCAUCCCAUGCUACAGUGUGAGUGGACCUUCAAUCUGCAGGUAUUUGGGACAAUGAGAGACUAUCUUGUUCAGAAUAACACUUAUACAUACCACGAUCAUGUAAGUAAUGCCACACGUUUUGUCCGUUGUUCUGCUUUAUCAUUUGAUGCUGAAAAAUAUUCCGGGUUUGUGGCAAAAGUGAACCGUACGAGGAAUGGACUGGCACCUGCUCUUUUACAAGUCAGAGCGAAGAAUUAUGCCUCAAAAACCAUAGGACCACUGGUGGCUUGUCAGCAAAAGUGCUCCGAGACACAGCAGGUUUGGAUUUGGACCCCCACUGUUCAUACUGCUCUCUUACGUCAUAAAAAGGGGGCAUCUUUCCACCUGUUUGUUAGAUUUCUGGUGAGCUGCAAAGACAGUAUUAUUACUAGACCUUUGUGGCAAUUUUAUCUUGCUGAGGACACAAAAGCAGACUGCUCAAACCCUAUAAAUUCAUCUAUGGUGCAUGGUGCAAAUACCAUAUGCAUAACUGCUCCUGGUUCUACUUUAGAUUAUGGGUUGUACCUGUUUAAYUUCUUUAUCCAUAUCACUGCAUAUUGGAAUAAAAUAGAUAUCAAUGGAUCAGACAGUAUUUAUAUUCAGAUCGACAGAACUGAUCUAAUUGCAAAUAUUGCAGGAGGCACAUGGCGGACAGUGGGUUUUUCUGACAGGUGGGCUCUAGAUGGCUCUUCAUCCUCAGACCCUGAUUCCGUAGAAGGACUAAAGGGCAUCAGGUUUACUUGGUACUGCACUAGAAGGCUAUCCGACUAUGCAAAUAUGAAAUUGAGUAUAGGAAAGAAAUGUCAUCCCACUCAGAGAAAUUUGAAAUGGUUAACAUCUUCAGGUCCAGUUCAGACAGUGGCCCCAGAAACCCUCCAGGGAAAUACUAUCUAUUAUUUUCGUCUAGUGAUACAGAAAGAUACAAGACAGAGUUACGCUGAUCAAACUGUCCAUGUGAAGCCAGGAUCCCCACCUCUUCUGAAUGUGGUCUGCCUUGAAAACUGUGGUAAAACUGUAAUCCCAACAGAAAGAUUUACAUUAUCUGGAAAAUGCCUCAACUGUAGAAGCAGCAGCCAACCAAUCUAUCACUGGUCCCUUUUUUCAGCAGAAGAAAAAUCCACAGAAAUUAAAUUUGACUGGUGCUUUCAGGAAACACUUAUGAAAGCAGCCCUGAAGAUUUGGAUGGGGAGCAAAACAGAAAUGAACCAAGUAGUUGCUUCUAUUUCUCAAGGCACUGAGGAAAAUGAUGACAUAAGUAGGAGAUGGCAAGAGCUAGCCAUUCAGAAAUGGAGAGACGUAACCAAAGUGCUAAAAACACAAAGGAAUGAGAGCCACUAGUCUGAACAAACAGAAAUCCAAAGCAGUGCAAGACUAAGACGCUUUCGCGUCAUUCUGAGAGCUUCAUUUUUACAUGAGAAGAAUGCCGAUGUUGAUGGAAUUAAACGAGUGUCCUUUAUCAAGGGAAAUUUAACUCCCCUAGUUUUGCCGGGCAAAGUCCCUGGAGAAACAGAAACUGUAAUGGAAACCAGAAAAUGGACUAUCACUCUCAACAAAAAGGAAAAUUGGAAUGCUACAGAUGCUUCCUCUACCACAAGAAAAUGCAAGAGCUGCUUUUAUCCAGAACUGAAAAAGGGAACUUUUCAGAAUAGCCCAGAGAAUGCUGUGAUUUCCACUGCCCUUCAUGAGGUUGACGAGAACCCUCUCCCUUGGUUACGUUUUACAUCUGAAACUGCCACAAAGGUGCUGGUGUUCAAAAUGAUGGAGACCAAGGCCAAGGGGGAUCUAGGAGGAAUCAUGCCAGAAAGGGCAGACGUUAUUAUUGCUAGGGAAGAUAAGCAAUCCUGAUCUUUUCAAGUAGCAACAGGGCCUGAUAAAACUCAGCAUUACACAACUGGAGGAUUUAGAGUUGAAGUGGAGAGAAAUACAGUAAGGGAGUUGUAUAUCCAGAUUGUUACAAAACUCAAAGUUACUUUCAAGGUGUUAGUAUUUGCAAGUGCUAAUGUCACUCAUGCUUCUCCUAUAGCCUCCUUUUCUGCAUUUCACAACAAGCCAACAGUGGCAAGCAAAACUAAGCCCUCUGUUACAGACUGUAUCAUUAGAGCUUCUUACAUCAUCUAACUCUUGCGAACUGCCGCUCAGGCAAGUGGUACUGAUAAUGCUGGUAAAUAUAAUAUCUCYGUCGUCCUGCUGUCACGCUAUGUUGUAAGGUAUCCAAACACAAGACUGGUGAGCAUAUCCAUUUUUAGUGAUCAGUGCUUAUUUCUGGAUGGCGUUGGCAGUCACUGGAAAGAAAGCACCUGCAGCCUUGGCUCAUAUACCAGUUGGCAAAGGGUGCAUUGCACCUGCGAUAUGAAAUGGAGACACAAAAGACUUGUAACAGAUGCUGGGACAAACACAUCGACUUUGAACAUCAGGUUCCUGGCAGCCAAAGUAAUCGUUACACCCAACACUGUGGAUCUGGAAAAAUCUUUGAUAGCGGACAUACCUCAAAACCCUGUGACCCUUUUAACAGUUGUGGUCAUUUUUCUAACCUACCUUGUUUUGGCCCUCUGGGCGGUGAAAAAAGAUAAAGCUGACAAAGUCAACCAGGACGACAUUAGCGUUCUGCCAGAUGAGGAGCCCUUUGAUAGCGUGUGCUUUUUGGUCACCUUAUACACAGGCAGUCGCUUCRGAGCCGRAACCACUGCAGAUGUUUUYCUYCAGCUCGUUGSCCAGGCUGGCACAAGUGAGGUCCACUGCUUGCGACAGCCACACUGCCCAUCUUUCCRUCMGGGARGCACAGAUACUUUUUKSUUAACUACAAAGAAAGACUUAGGAGAGAUUUGUGUCUUGAGGGUGUGGCACAAUAACCAAGGGCCUUCUCCAAGCUGGUUCCUAAGCAGAGCAAAAGUUGAAAAUCCCUACACUAAGGAGAAUUGGUUCUUUGUUUGCCACAGGUGGCUUGUCUGCAAGGAUGACCACUUCCUCAAAAUGACCUUCUUUGUCAUGAAUCCAAAAGCAUAUCUGUGCAGAAUGGACUAUUUUUUGAUAAAUCUUGCUGCCAACCUAAGAGAUCGUCACCUUUGGUUCUCCAUUUUUACUCAUACAGGCACUGGCACUUUCAGCAGGCUCCAGAGGUUAUCAUGCUAUGUAGCAAUAUUACUCCUCAACCUGCUUGUGAACUUUAUGUUCUUCCAUGCUGACAGAAAGGAAGAAUACCCACUAGAUAUGAGCUUUUUGAGAGCAAUAGCAGUAGGAGCCGAAAGGGCUUUGCUUACCAUCCCUGUGCAAAUGCUCAUAAUUGCCUUGUUCUGGUAUUCAGGCACUUAUCACACUAUAUGCCCAGAAAAGAAAGGUUAUAGUAAGAAUAGUUCCAAUAUGAUCAACAUAGGUUUAAAAUCAGUAUUAUUGCUUUUUGGUUUUUUAGAGGUCCUAAGGUUUAAGUUGGGAGCACCUAUUGUGAAAUUUUAUUUAYUUCAUCCCAUCAAUUUAAUUCAUUUCCAUGCAGUUUCUCAUUUAGAUCACACAGUAAGAAUUACUGUGGGUUUCUUAGCAUUCCUUACAKUUUUGAAAACCCUAAGGUAUUCCCAAUUCUUUUAUGAUGUGCAACCAGCACAAAGAUUGAUCUUGGUAGCACUUUCCGGAAUCUCCUCUAUGACCUUUGUGGUCCUUGUGGAGUUCCUGGAAUUUAUGGCAUUUGGCUGCCUUAGGUUUGGAUGGCAGGAAUGGAAUUACAAUAUUGUGAUUCCCUCAACUGUGACUUUAUACUCGUACUGUGUGUCGGCUUUCAGAGGCACUGAAUUUUCAUCCAACAGGUUGCCGGGUGCUCCUCUCUUAGCCUUUCUCAUGUUGAUGGUGGUUUGUGUCUUCAUCAAUCUGUUCCCAGCUGUUACUAUAUCAGCUAAUGAAAAGAUGAAACAACCUGUAUAUAAAGAACCACGUGAUGAGGCAGAAGCGGGCCACUUCAGAGGGGAAAUCACUAACAUUGGGGGCUCCAGAACGGAGAAAGAAAAGGGAAAAAAUGGUUUCAUAUGGUCCUUAGAGCAAGGCAGGAUAUUGUAUUUAGCACGCAUUUGA
Nothoprocta perdicaria is the source of this 4509-nucleotide messenger RNA. Its product is annotated as polycystic kidney disease and receptor for egg jelly-related protein-like. Gene Ontology annotation, cellular component: membrane. Lineage: Eukaryota; Metazoa; Chordata; Aves; Tinamiformes; Tinamidae. Gene Ontology annotation, biological process: detection of mechanical stimulus. Gene Ontology annotation, molecular function: protein binding; calcium channel activity. The record is from RefSeq and is a predicted model, not a curated record.